AUGAAGCUCACUUUGUUCAACUUGCUCGCGCUGGGUUGCUGGCUGACCUUUGCAGUGCAUGCCCUUGCUGCUGGACGCCAGCCAGGCAUUUAUUCCCCCUGGGAGUCACCACAGCAUCCGCCUUCGUCGUGGGAUCACACCAAGAAUGACGACCGCCAUGUCAUAGCCGAUCAUACUGGCGCCAAAGAUAAGGGAAAGGGAAUAGCAUCAGGCUCUCGUCGUCGGGACGCAGGUGCACGUAGUCCCCCUCCGUCUCAUGAGGCCCUCUUUCCAACGAAUCGCUUCUUCAUGAAUGAAUUCGGCGCAGGGCCUGAUGCCCCAGAUGUGAAUACGCUGGCCCAGUGGAACUUUGAAGACGACUGUUCCUACGACCCUAAUUAUCCAAUCCGCGGUCGGGAUUCGACAUUGGGCGAGUGGAGCGGCUUUUCUUUGUACGAUCAAUCGCGUGUGCCGAAUGCCUGGCCGGGUAACCACGACGAUCCACGCUCGCAACAUCUGCCAAGUUCAGAUUAUCAGGAUGCUCAGUAUACGACAUCCUAUCAGGCCUCGGGCGUUCCACGUACUGAGUCGAAGUCGCACCAGUACUCGCCAGACCAUUCACCCUCAUUAGUGUCAAAGGGCAUACUUCUUAAAGCUCCUCCUUCAUGGUACAUUUCGGUUGUCGACAAUCCGUUUGGAGCCAUCGAGGAGCGUAGCAUGUUCAAGGAAAGUGCCUUGAGCAGCUUUGUUUCUGAAUGGGCCAUUCAAAAAAGGAAUCAGCUCGCCUUGGACAGAGAAAGCGAUCAGCUCGACUUUAUGAGGCUAGAUAGGUCGACAGGAAAGUGGGUAAUGAAGGAAAAUUACGCAGCUUCUGAUGCGAGCGAGAUCACCAGGCCUACCGCAGAGUGGUUCUCAGUGUACGCCAAUCCGAACCCUGUCGAGGCCUUCAAGAAGCGAAGGAUGAACUGUGCAAAUGACAUGAGGAAAAAAAGAAAGAAGGCGGCGGAAAAGCGUCGGCAGGGUCACUGA
Acaromyces ingoldii is the source of this 1008-nucleotide messenger RNA. RefSeq lists its product as hypothetical. The transcript is spliced from 2 exons. Lineage: Eukaryota; Fungi; Basidiomycota; Exobasidiomycetes; Exobasidiales; Cryptobasidiaceae. Bases 1 to 1008 code for a protein of 335 amino acids. The record is from RefSeq and is a predicted model, not a curated record.